AUGAGCAACAGAGAAUUGAACCCUUCAAGAAGACACAGGCAAAAUAAGGCUUGCUCGCGUUGCCGUAGAAGAAAAAUACGGUGCGACUUGCAAUAUCCAAUAUGUGGCUCCUGUUCCAAAGCCGGAGUGGAGUGCUUAGGCUACGAUGCGAUCCAGCGCGUUGAUAAGCCUCGAGGCGCCACGGUGCACCUUGAAGAAGAGAUUGCCCGUCUUGAGAAUGAACUGUCGCGUGUCAAGAAACAAACUCGAACACCUUCAGAUAUUGCAAAUGCGACCGCUGAAGGACUUUCUACUGCUGUAGCAAGAAAUAUUGUUCAUCCCAGGGGUUCCUUUAGCAAACACGACACUGACAAGCUGCCACUAAGUUCGCCAUUCUUUCUUUCCAGUUCACCUAUGCCACACCUCAAGUUUCAGAUACCACCGGAAGCCACCUUUAAGUAUACUUGGGAGCAGUCACCUCACGCUAUUAAUGCAUCCUCAGUCCCUAGACAUGUGGUGGAUGCCAUGUUGAAACAUUACUGCGAAAUAUACCGCCCCCAGUACCCGGCGAUCGAAGAAAUAGACUUGUACGAGGCUUGCGACAGAGUCUAUACUAAUUCCCAGCCCUCGGACGCCGAUGUGUUCUACGUCCAUAUAACUUUAGCAAUAAGUACAAAUACACUUACCCAUGAGAAUGAAGCAAGGGCCAUAAAGGCCACGCAUGGAUUUUGGAUGAAAGCAGUCGACCACCUUCCUAGAGUAGGCCUAUCAGAUCCAUGGGAACGGCUACAGGCACUUCAUCUUCUGACACAUUAUGGCUGCCUCAAUCCCACGGAUGUUGAUUGCUUUAGGUGUGCAGAAGCGGCCAGUAGAUUAUCGGUGAAUCUUGGACUGCACCAUGAAUUACCUGCGUCGGCCACGACAAAACUGGAUAACACGACAUUAAACGUUCGAAGGAGAUUGUUCUGGCACUCAUAUAGUAUGGACUCUGCUGUGAAUGUAACUCGUUGCCAGCCAUUUCUAUUCCCAACAUCUGUCAUCACUGCAAAAUUCCCCGAUUUUGAUUCGAAAGCAUUACCAACUCGACACGUGUGGCUUCUUCGUCAAAUAGAAUCCGAAAUCACAGUCUCUUUAUAUUAUCCUUCUUAUCGAAUAGAAGGUCCUCUGUCGAACGCAUUCUUUGAUGAGUGGUUUGAAGGUAUGCAUGAACGCUUAGAUGAAUGGUAUAGCAUGAUUGCUCAAAGUUCCGAUCUUUCCAACACACUUGAGUUUCAUGAGUUACAUUACAGUUUGCAGAUUUUAAGGCUUAACCGUCCUUCUCCACGUUUUCCUACUCCAACAGGGGAAAUGCACCAGAGAGCACUUAAAGCUGCGGCAUCAUUGAUUAGGAAAUUCAGCGUUCUGGACAGAACAGGCAAGCUGUUCUAUCUAUGGCAUGCCGCUCAUAUUAUUAUCGAGUCAGGAAUCUGCCUGUUAGCAUGUAUAAUGACUGGAAUGGAAUCUACACGGCGAGACCAAACGCCUCUCGCAGGAGAAGACCUUUCGACCUUGAAUAAAUACAUAACGGCAAUUCCAUUCUUGGUCGGUAGAGUAUCCCGCCGUUGGCCGAAUAUUGCGGGCCAUACCUCUGCUCUCGAGAAUAUCUGCCUCCAAGUCUUGCAAAAACUCCAACAGUGGUCUGAUGGUGGGACCAUUGAAAAGUCGAGUUUUGAUGAUUUAAAAUACAGACUCAACAACCUAACGUUGUUUCCCUCAUUACCUUUGAACUCUCAGCCCACCUUUGUGGAGAACAAUGACGUGUCACAACCUUCGCCUAUUCUCAAAGACGACUCAACACAAAUACCUCCCACCACCCACAAGGACACUGUUAGACAGCCACCAGAGAACGGUUAUGGUAUAACUUCUACCACAAAUGAAAUCAACCCAGAGUAUCUAGAUCCAGUUACAACAACCUUUCUAUCGGAUCGUCCAUCUCUAUUUGCUUCUGGGGUUGAAGUCUCAACAGCAGAUCCUGAUUUCUUUAACACGGCUUGGAUGGACUCACAAUUAUUUGACCCUAUACAAGGACAUUCCGCAAAAUUUUCAGAUAUGCAUGAUUUAGAUACUGAGACUGACGCACUAUGGGACUUUGCGGGAAUGGACUCGGAGCAAAUCAUUUCUGCUUUGUUGGACACUGAGAAUAACACUUUCUAA
This is a messenger RNA of Talaromyces proteolyticus, 2172 nucleotides long. RefSeq lists its product as uncharacterized. NCBI's taxonomy places the organism in Eukaryota, Fungi, Ascomycota, Eurotiomycetes, Eurotiales, Trichocomaceae. Gene Ontology annotation, molecular function: DNA-binding transcription factor activity, RNA polymerase II-specific; zinc ion binding; sequence-specific DNA binding. The transcript has 5 exons. Gene Ontology annotation, biological process: DNA-templated transcription; positive regulation of transcription by RNA polymerase II. Bases 1 to 2172 code for a protein of 723 amino acids. The record is from RefSeq and is a predicted model, not a curated record.